AUGGCCAUCGCAAGAAUAAUCUCGGCCCUACAGGCCAGAGUGAUCCAGUCUCCCAUGCAGUCACUGGGCAUCGCUGUCCUCAUCCUACCCUUCCUCUAUGUCAUCCUCAACGAGUUCGUUCGCUCUUCGGCCCGCGUCAAGGGUAUGAAAGGCCCUAUCGGCCUGCCGCUGAUCGGAAACCUGGCCCAGAUUCGAUCGAACGCGGCAGAGCAGUAUCGCAUAUGGUCGAGGAAAUUUGGAUCCGUGUAUCAGAUUCAGCUGGGCAACAUUCCCGUAGUCGUGGUGAACUCCGCUGCAGCGGCGAAAGUCCUCUUCGGUCAGAAUGCUCAAGCUCUGAGCUCGCGGCCGGAAUUCUAUACGUUCCACAAGAUCGUCUCCAAUACAGCCGGCACGACUAUUGGAACUUCACCCUACAGUGACUCGCUGAAGCGUCGCCGAAAGGGUGCUGCCUCGGCUCUCAAUCGGCCGUCGGUUGAAACGUACGUCCCUCAUCUGGACGUGGAGUCCAAGGCCUUCGUGGAAGAGCUGAAUCGCUAUGGCAAUGGCGGCAAGACCCCGGUUGAUCCGAUGCCCAUGAUUCAGCGCUUGAGUCUCAGUCUGGCUUUGACUCUGAACUGGGGUGUCCGUGUGGCAUCCCAGGAAGAGGACAUGUUCGACGAGAUCACGCAUGUGGAGGAGGAGAUUAGCAAGUUCCGCAGUACCACGGGUAAUUUACAGGAUUAUAUUCCUCUUCUGCGGCUGAACCCGUUCAGCAGCAAUUCCAAGAAGGCGGCAGAAAUGCGUAAGCGACGAGACAAGUAUCUGGGCUCUCUCAACCGGAACCUGGAUGACCGAAUGGAAAAGGGAACGCAUAAGCCGUGCAUUCAGGCCAACGUGAUUUUGGAUGAGGAGGCCAAGUUGAACAGCGAGGAGCUCACCUCGAUCAGCUUGACGAUGCUUUCUGGCGGCCUCGACACCGUCACCACUCUCGUCGCGUGGAGUAUCGGCCUACUCUCGACACGACCCGAUGUGCAGGACAAGGCCGCCAAGGCAAUCCAGGAGAUGUACGGCACGAACGAUCCCAUGUGCGCGGCGGACGACGACCAGAAAUGCGCAUAUGUUGCAGCCCUGGUGAGGGAGUGUCUUCGGUACUUCACGGUCCUUCGACUCGCCCUCCCUCGAACCUCGAUUAGAGACAUCACGUACCAGGGUACCGUAAUUCCCAAGGGCACCGUCUUCUUCCUGAAUGCCUGGGCAUGCAAUAUGGAUCCGGACGUGUGGACCGACCCGGACAUGUUUCGGCCGGAGCGGUGGUUUGAGCAACCGGACGCACCCUUGUUCACCUACGGCAUGGGCUAUCGCAUGUGCGCCGGGUCGCUACUGGCCAACCGCGAACUCUAUCUGGUCUUCAUGCGGAUGCUCAACAGCUUCCACAUCAAACCCCAUGACGACGUGGACUGGCACCCCGUUCAUGGCAACUCCGACCCGACCAGUCUGGUUGCCAUUCCGCAAAAGUACAAGGUGCGAUUCGUGCCCAAGGACGCCGGUGCGUUGAAUAAAAUUCUGACGACAUCCUGA
This is a messenger RNA of Penicillium cinerascens, 1557 nucleotides long. RefSeq names its product cytochrome P450. The transcript has 4 exons. The coding region runs from base 1 to 1557 and encodes 518 amino acids. Gene Ontology annotation, molecular function: monooxygenase activity; iron ion binding; oxidoreductase activity, acting on paired donors, with incorporation or reduction of molecular oxygen. The record is from RefSeq and is a predicted model, not a curated record. NCBI's taxonomy places the organism in Eukaryota, Fungi, Ascomycota, Eurotiomycetes, Eurotiales, Aspergillaceae.